AUGUCAUGGUUGGAAUUUUUGAAAUUGGGAUUAGAAGCAAUGGUAGAUAAUGACCUUAGUGCUAUCAUGAAACUUGAGAAGACAGAUUUAGAAUAUUACAAGCAUUUGAAGGUAAGACGUACAAUCCAAGCAGGAUCAGACUCUGAAUCUGGUUCAGAUGAUGAUGAAGAAGAAGAAGAAGAAGAAGAGGAAGAUAGCGAUGACGAUAAUGAAGAGAACGCAUAUAGUGAUUCGAGUAGUGAAGAUGAGUAUGAAAACUUGGUGUCUUCAGAUGAUGAACACGAGGAAAACAGACCUGCUCCAAUGAUUGAAGAAGAGUAUAAUCCGUUUGCAGAAAAUGAAACUGUGGAAAACCAUCCAGUUGGGGAAGAAGAUGUUACUGAGAGUUGUGAUGUUGGAUUUAAGAAAUUACCGAUGUUGGUUAGUCAUAUCUUACCAUCAUUUUUUUCAGCAUAUGCACUCAACCCAGUUUCUAAGAAUGCACAACGUAAUAUUGUUAUUCCAGAUGAUAUAGACUUAACUACUGAACUUUGUUCACCAGAGUUUGUAUUGCAGAAUUUUGAUACCGAUGUAUCGGAUAAUUAUGAUUUGUUCUUAUCCGAAGAAGAGCAAGAAAUUGAUCAACCAUUGAUUCAGUUGACUAGUGACGAGCAAAAUGAAAGUAAAAGGGAAAGGUUGGAAAGAAUUAAAGAUGAUCCUUAUUAUAUUGAAGACUCGAUCAAACCAAAGAAGAAAACCAAAUCCAAGAAAAGGGCAUCUGCUAGUGUUAGUCCAGAUACUCAAAGUGAUAUUAUUUCAAUUUCAACCAAUGAAACCAAGCAAAAGUCUAGCAAAAAAACAUCCAAAUUGAAAAAGGAAAAAGUGCUUAUUUUGGACGAAGAAACUGUUGCAGGAAGUCCUAGCAUUGACACACCUUUGGAAUCUAUUAGCGUUAAACCAAAGAAGAAAUCAACAAAGAAGAAUAUGUUGAAAAUUGAUUCUUCGAAUUUGGACAAUUUUGAUUUGAAUGUAAAUGACAAUGAAGUAACAACACAGAAUGACAACGAAUAUGAAAUAGAUUUGGAAGCUCUUCGUGAAAAAUUAAAUCAAACUUCAUUAGCAGAAGGAGCAGAAAAGAAGAAAACAAAGAAAAAGAAGACCAAGAAGUCAGUUGAAGGAGCUAAGGUAACUCUUGAAGGAGAAGCUAUUGCUGUUAAGCCGAAGAAAACGAAAAAGAAGAAGAAGGCGGUCAUUCUAGAAUAA
Messenger RNA from Candida tropicalis MYA-3404, 1242 nucleotides. RefSeq lists its product as uncharacterized. The record is from RefSeq and is a predicted model, not a curated record. The transcript has a single exon. NCBI's taxonomy places the organism in Eukaryota, Fungi, Ascomycota, Pichiomycetes, Serinales, Debaryomycetaceae. Bases 1 to 1242 code for a protein of 413 amino acids. Gene Ontology annotation, cellular component: AP-3 adaptor complex; endosome membrane. Gene Ontology annotation, biological process: Golgi to vacuole transport; protein targeting to vacuole.